Callorhinchus milii (elephant shark) is the source of this 2254-nucleotide messenger RNA. RefSeq names its product serine incorporator 3 (gene serinc3). Gene Ontology annotation, cellular component: membrane. The record is from RefSeq and is marked provisional. Lineage: Eukaryota; Metazoa; Chordata; Chondrichthyes; Chimaeriformes; Callorhinchidae.
AGAGGAGAGGAGAGGAGAGAGAGGAGAGGCCGCGCCGCUGCGGACUUAAGUCGGGGGCCCGAGACAGACCGCCAGUACCAUGGGCGCCGUGUUAGGCAUCUGCUCCCUGGCCAGCUGUAUUCCGUGUCUCUGCAGCAGUGCACCUUGUUUGCUAUGUAUCUGUUGCCCUAACAGCAGAAAUUCCACAGUGACCAGAUUGAUCUACGCAUUUAUUUUGCUCCUGGGCACUUUUGUGGCUUGUAUUAUGCUGCUACCUGGAAUGGAAAUGCAGCUAAAAAAGAUUCCUGGAUUUUGCGAAGAUGGCUUUGGCACUGAACUCCCAAACAUUCAUGGCUCUGUGAAUUGUGACGUGCUUGUCAGUUACAAGUCAGUUUAUCGAAUCUGCUUUGGAAUGGCUGUGUUUUUCUUUAUAUUUUCUCUGCUUUUUGUCAAUGUAAAAUCCAGCAGAGAUCCCAGAGCUGCAAUACACAAUGGAUUCUGGUUCUUCAAAAUAGCUGCCAUCAUAGGCCUUAUUGUAGGAGCCUUUUACAUCCCUGAAGGACCGUUCACCCGAGCUCUGUUUGCCAUCGGUGCAGCUGGUGCUUUCUUGUUUAUAUUAAUUCAGCUGGUGUUGCUUGUUGACUUUGCUCAUUCUUGGAAUGAGUCUUGGGUGGGAAAAAUGGAGGACGGGAAUUCCAGAUUCUGGUAUGCAGCCUUGAUCUUCAUCACCAGUCUGUGUUACACCUUGUCUUUCAUAACAGUAGUGCUUUUCUAUGUGUUCUACACCAAACCUGAAGAAUGUACCAAGAACAAGUUUUUCAUCAGUUUCAACAUGAUCCUUUGCAUUGCUGUGACUAUUAUUUCUAUUCUUCCAAAAGUACAGGAAGCACAGCCUCGCUCUGGCCUCCUUCAGUCUUCAAUCAUCACCCUGUACACAAUGUUUCUGACAUGGUCUGCGAUGUCAAAUGAACCUGUCCGAAGGUGUAACCCUAGCUUGCUGAGCCUUAUCCAGCAGCAAGCAUCACCAACAUUGAGUCCAGCCAAUACAAGUGCAUUAGUGGUACAUGGAACAUUGCCGCCACCGACUUUAAUCCAGUGGUGGGAUGCCCAAAGCGUUGUGGGGCUUAUUGUCUUCAUUCUGUGUCUGCUGUAUUCAAGUAUUCGCACCUCCAACAACAGCCAGGUAAACAAGCUAACAUUCUCGAGAAGCGAAGCUGUUAUGCUGGACGAAUCGAUGGCUGGAAGUGCUACGGAUGUGAACGACGGAGAUGGAGUACGAAGAGUUCAGGACAAUGAGCAGGACGCAGUUCAGUACAGCUACGCCUUCUUCCAUUUCAUGCUUUUCCUGGCUUCACUCUAUAUUAUGAUGACGUUGACAAACUGGUACAGCCCAGACGCUGAUUUUAAGACCAUGACAAGCAAGUGGCCUGCCGUUUGGGUGAAAAUCAGUUCGAGUUGGGUUUGUCUCCUUUUAUAUGUCUGGACAUUGGUGGCACCCCUUGUACUCACCAACCGUGACUUUGACUAAAGUGGUGUCUUUUUGUUUGAGCAUUAGUUGUCUCAAAGGAAACAGAGUUCUUUUAUCAAACAUGAGACCAAAUCUAUAAGUAUGAUUUUUAAAAAAAAAUCUUUGCAUAUCUGAGAAUAUUUAAGGGGCCAUACACUGGAUGACUGUGUUGCAACAAGCAUGAGAAUGUUUUUAGCCAUAGCGAUGCAUGCUGAGAUAGGGUAAAUGCACUUUUUUUGCAUUUUAUUGAAAAGGGUCAGAAGGGAAAGCAAAAUUUGUUUUGUUGAGGUUGUUUAUUGUAGAUUGUAACACAGUGGUGAUAUCAGCAGACUUUGCAACUAUGUAAGUUUCUAUAUGUUAUACGUAAUGCUAUAUUUUUCAGAAGAAAGCUUUGUGCUUUCCUUGACCAAGAUAAUUUCUGCCUAAUGGCUAUUGCUUUUAAGAGAUCUGCGCUCUUAUUUUGUGCGGUGCUGUAUUUUAUAUACAUGUUGCUCUACAUUUCGAGAUUUAAGAAAUGAACAUUAAUUAUAACAAAAGUUAACUUGUCUUGCUUGUAUGAUCGUGGCUGUGACGGGAGUAAAAAAUGGGCUGAUAAAACAAUGGGCAUAAUUUCGAAUGCAUGUUGCAAAUGAAGCCAAAUCCAAAUAUUGUCUUUUUUAAAAAGAGGGUUAAUGAGAAAAUUAAAAGAUGUACUGAGCGGAUGAAUGUUCAUUUAUAUGCCAAUCAAAGUUGCAUUCAACAUUUAACAUUUUAUUAUUAAAGCACUGG